CCACCAACUGCUGAUUCUGAAGAGAUGGUGUCCCCAAAACCCCAUGAUGAUAACCAGCAGGAACCCACACAGGAAGAGCCUGAGACACGCCUCCUGAGCACGACAACCCGGAGAGGCCCACGAAGCUUACCUCCAAUUCCUGCAGCUUCCAGAACAGGCUUUGCAGAAUUUUCCAUGAGGGAACGCAUGAGGGAGAAAUUACAAGCUGCAAGGUCCAAAGCGGAAAGUGCUUUACUACAGGAAAUUCCCACUCCGCGACCCAGGCGCUUGCGAAGUCCCAGUGAGAAAGAAUCGGAGACUGAGUUUGGCAUGGAGCCAGGUAAAGAGGUGUUAAGGGUUCAACAGGAAAAUGACUCCCAAAGUUAUUCAAGAGUAAAGUUCCGUGAUUCUGCACGAAAAAGCAAGUCUAAACCCCCGGUUCCGCCUGGCUUCCCUUCUGCAGAAGAGGCCUAUAACUUCUUUACUUUCAACUUUGACCCUGAACCGGAAGAACCAGAGGAAAAACCAAAUGCAAAAGUUAGAGACGAAGUUAAUCAAGAGGAAGAGGAAGGGGACGAAGAAGAACCACCUGUGCAAGAAGAAAUAAAGAAAACGGACGAAGAGGGGCUGCUCAAUGGUAAAGACGCCGAAGACUUCCUGUUGGGCUUAGAUCAUAUGGCUGAGGAUUUUGUGGUGGUCAGACCUGCAGAUUAUGAAAGCCUUCAUGUUCAAAUGCAGAUGGAAAAAGGAAUCCUGUUCAUACCCAGCAGUCUGACAGUUCCUACCUAUAAAAAGCUUCCCGAGAACGUGCAGCCCAGAUUCCUGGAAGAUGAAGGCCUUUACAUUGGGGAGAGGCCAGAGGUGCCCCGCACAAACCAGAACAUCAUGGAGAACAGAUUGCUGACGCAGGAGCCCGGGAGGGGGUGGUUUGGAGAUGACGGCAGAAUCCUGGCACUGCCAAACCCCGUCAAGCCAUUUCCAGCAAGAUCACCAGCGCUAAAACAGGAGCAGAAUAUUAAGGCAGAGCUGGAAAUGGUAUAUAAAAAGGCGGUAAAAUAUGUCAGCAAUAGUCCGCAUAUGAUUGGAGCUGGAGACCCUCCUGGCAAUUUCCAAUUGGACAUUGACAUUGUAGGGUUAAUAUUCACUCACCACCCCUGCUUCAGCCGAGAGCAUGUUUUGGCAGCCAAGCUGGCUCAAUUAUAUGAUCAGCACCUUGCAAGACGUCAGAGAAACAAGGCAAAGUUUCUUACCGAUAAGCUCCAAGCCCUGAGAAAUGCUGUUCAGACUGGCCUUAAUCCUGCAAAACCUCACAAGUCUCUUGACAUAGCCCAAAGGGCCAUCAAAGAGUAUAAGUCUGAAAUUCGGCAAACAAGAAAACUACGUGACGCAGAACAAGAAAAAGAUCGAACAUUGCUUAAGGCCAUCAUAAAAGUCUGGAAAGAGAUGAAAUCCCUUCGAGAGUUUCAGAGGUUUACAAAUACACCAUUGAAACUUGUCCUGAGAAAGGAAAAGGUUGACCAGAAAGCAGAUGAAGAAGCAUAUGAAGCAGAAAUCCAAGCUGAAAUAAGAGAAUUGUUGGAAGAGCACAUGGAAGACUAUGAACAGAAGAUGGAAGAGUACAGAAGGGCACAUCAGCAGUGGAAAGCCUGGAAGAAAGCCCAGAGGGCCAAGAAGAAAAAAAAGAAACAAACAGCAGAAGAACACCCCGAUGAGGAGACCGAGGAGCCGUGUCCUGGGGAGGAUCCUGUGAAACCCGUGCCUCCAGAGCUCACUGAUCAGGCAGUGAUAGAGGAACAGGUGAGGGAGAGAGCUGCCCAGAGCAGGAGGAAGCCUGGGGAGCCCAUGCUGGUCCCGGAGCUAAGCCUGGCGGGGACCAUGACACCCAACGACCAGUGUCCCAGGGUGGAGGUCUUGAGACGAGAGGACGUGAAGAGGCGCUCGGUGCACUUAAAGGUGCUCUUCAACAAGAAGGAGGUGUCCAGGACAGUCAGCCGGCCACUAGGGGCAGACUUCCGAGUUCACUUUGGACAGAUUUUCAAUUUGCAAAUAUUCAACUGGCCAGAGAGCUUAACACUUCAGGUAUACGAGACAGUCGGACACAGUGGUACCACCUUGCUAGCAGAAGUGUUUCUGCCUAUCCCUGAAACUACCGUUGUCAGUGGAAGGGCUCCCAUUGAAGAAGUUGAGUUUAGCAGUAAUCAGCAUGUGACACUGGACCACGAGGGUGUUGGAAGUGGAGUGCCCUUCUCAUUUGAAGCCGAUGGUAGUAAUCAACUGAUUCUAAUGACCUCCGGGAAAGUGUCCAACAGUGUGGCAUGGGCUACUGGAGAAAAUGGCGUACCUUUAAUUCCUCCAUUGUCACAGCAGAACACUGGAUUUCGAAGUGCUUUGAAGAGAGCAGAUGCCAUCUCGUCUAUUGGCACAUCAGGACUGACGGACAUGAAAAAGUUGGCCAAAUGGGCAGCCGAGUCCAAACUCGACCCAAAUGACCCCAACAACGCCCCUUUGAUGCAGUUGAUCUCGGUUGCUACCAGCGGUGAAUCCUAUGUCCCUGAUUUCUUUCGACUGGAACAGCUGCAACAGGAAUUUAACUUUGUUUCAGACGAGGAGUUAAAUAGAUCCAAACGAUUUAGACUUCUUCAUCUUAGAAGUCAAGCGGUACCAGAGUUCCGAAAUUAUAAGCAAAUUCCAGCAUAUGACCGCGAAAUUAUGGAAAAAGUAUUCCAGGACUAUGAGAAACGGUUACGAGACAGAAAGGUAAUUGAAACCAAGGAUCACAUAGACACCCAUAGAGCUGUAGUAGCCAAGUACCUCCAGCAGGUUAGAGAAUCCGUGGUCCAUCGUUUCCAAAUUGCAAAACACCACUUUCUUCUUUCUGAUUUGAUAGUAGAAGAGGAAGUUCCCAAUAUCAGCAUUUUGGGCCUAAGCCUUUUCAAGCUGGCAGAACAAAAGCGACCACUGAGGCCAAGGAGAAAAGGACGGAAGAAGGUGACAGCCCAAAACCUGUCUGAUGGAGACAUAAAGCUGCUGGUGAACAUCAUCCGGGCCUAUGAUAUCCCCGUGAGGAAGCCAACAGCAAGCAAAUUCCAGCAGCCAUCGAGGUCUUCAAGGACUGUCAGUGAAAAGCAUGCCGCUUCCCCAACCACCCACAGCCCAGCCCACGGAGCGGACUACCCCUUGAGCCAGGUUUUAGUGCGUCCUUUUGUAGAAGUUUCUUUUCAACGAACUAUUUGCCACACGACGACGGCUGAAGGACCUAACCCCAGCUGGAAUGAAGAACUUGAACUUCCAUUUAGAGCCCCUAAUGGAGAUUAUAGCACGGCCAGUUUGCAGUCAGUGAAAGAUGACGUGUUCAUUAACAUUUUUGAUGAGGUGCUAUAUGAUGUCUUAGAGGAUGACCGUGAAAGAGGAAGUGGAAUCCAUACCCGUAUUGAGAGACACUGGUUGGGAUGUGUGAAAAUUCCAUUUAGCACGAUAUAUUUCCAAGCACGGAUUGAUGGAACGUUUAAAAUAGACAUUCCUCCUGUUCUUCUGGGCUACAGUAAGGAACGAAACAUUAUCGAGCGGGGUUUUGAUCCUGUCCGAAGCCUAAGUGAAGGCUCCUACAUCACCCUGUUCAUUACCAUUGAGCCUCAGCUGGUUCCUGGAGAGUCAGUUCGGGAAAAGUUUGAUUCUCAGGAAGAUGAGAAAUUGCUCCAAGCAACAGAGAAGUUUCAAGCUGAAUGUGCCUUAAAGUUUCCAAAUCGUCAAUGUCUUACAACUGUAAUUGACAUAAGCGGAAAAACCGUUUUUAUUACACGUUAUCUCAAGCCUUUAAACCCGCCUCAGGAACUCCUCAACGUCUACCCCAGUAAUUCCCAGGCAACUGCAGAACUGGUGGCUCGGUAUGUGUCUUUGAUUCCCUUCUUGCCUGACACUGUUUCAUUUGCUGGUAUCUGUGACCUGUGGAGCACGUCUGAUCAAUUUCUUGAUCUCCUGGCAGGGGACGAAGAAGAGCAUGCAGUACUGCUGUGUAACUAUUUCCUGUUCCUGGGUAAAAAGGCCUGGCUCAUGAUGGGCAAUGCUAUUCCUGAGGGUCCAACUGCCUACGUGUUAACAUGGGAGCAAAGUCAUUACUUAAUAUGGAAUCCCUGCAGUGGACAUUUUUAUGGACAAUUCGAUACAUUCUGUCCCUUAAAAAGUGUGGGCUGUUUAAUAGGACCUGAUAAUAUUUGGUUUAAUAUUCAACGAUAUGAUUCCCCUCUAAGGAUAAAUUUUGAUGUCACCAAGCCCAAGCUAUGGAAAUCUUUCUUUUCAAGAAGCCUACCAUACCCUGGCCUUUCCAGUGUUCAGCCGGAAGAGCUAAUUUACCAGGGCACCGAUAAAAUGGCUGCAGCUGAGCUCCAAGACAGGAUUGAAAAAAUACUGAAAGAGAAAAUCAUGGACUGGAGGCCACGCCAUCUGACUCGGUGGAAUAGGUACUGCACCUCCACUCUGCGUCACUUCUUGCCUCUGUUAGAAAGAAGCCAAGGGGAAGAUGUAGAAGACGACCACGGAGCAGAGCUGCUGAAACAGCUAGGAGACUACAGGUUCUCUGGAUUUCCCCUUCAUAUGCCCUAUUCUGAAAUGAAGCCUUUAAUUGAAGCUGUGUAUAGUACUGGAGUACACAACAUUGAUGUACCUAACGUUGAAUUUGCUUUAGCUGUAUAUAUCCACCCAUAUCCCAAAAACGUUUUGUCUGUUUGGAUCUAUGUUGCCUCCCUUAUACGCAACAGGUAA
Loxodonta africana (African savanna elephant) is the source of this 4737-nucleotide messenger RNA. RefSeq names its product coiled-coil and C2 domain containing 2A (gene CC2D2A). The record is from RefSeq and is a predicted model, not a curated record. The transcript is spliced from 34 exons. NCBI's taxonomy places the organism in Eukaryota, Metazoa, Chordata, Mammalia, Proboscidea, Elephantidae. Gene Ontology annotation, biological process: protein localization to ciliary transition zone; non-motile cilium assembly. The coding region runs from base 25 to 4737 and encodes 1570 amino acids. Gene Ontology annotation, cellular component: ciliary transition zone.